Maudiozyma barnettii is the source of this 1944-nucleotide messenger RNA. RefSeq lists its product as uncharacterized. The transcript has a single exon. The record is from RefSeq and is a predicted model, not a curated record. NCBI's taxonomy places the organism in Eukaryota, Fungi, Ascomycota, Saccharomycetes, Saccharomycetales, Saccharomycetaceae. Bases 1 to 1944 code for a protein of 647 amino acids.
AUGGAAUCUAAUGAUUAUUUAUUGCAUAUUUGGACUGAAACUGUGGAGAACUUGUUCUUUGAUGAGAAAAGUAGUAACUAUUUUAACCAUUUGAAAAAAUUACGGUACAUUAGCGUUCAACUAAACAACAAAUACAAAUUUGAUGAAUAUAUUUGGAAUGUUGUGAUAGAUUCAAUUUCAUUAAUUGUAAAACGGUAUUCAAAUAAUCUAAAUGCAGAUAAUUUGCAAGGCAUCGAAAAUUCCCUAGAUAUUUUCAAUGUGUUUUUUGAUCUAAAGAAUGAAAUUCUAAUUUACUUCUCAAAGGAUAAAUCUAUUUUGGAUAAUUCAACCAAGAAAAUCGAAAAAAUCUUUUGCACUAAUUUAAAUUUAAAUAUUUCCAUGAUCUGGAACGUAAUUUUGUUAAAGAUUUUGAAUUAUGAUAAUAUAUGCUCCACACAUUCAUCGUUGUUGAACUAUACAAGGCUGAUAACAUAUAUAGAAUCCCUCAAGUCUUCCAAUCAAGAAGAUGUAGCAGUAGUAUCUGUUGAGGCUUUGGAACUCGCAAUCAACAAUAUUAUCAAUUCCAUGAUUGAAAACAACGAAAACUGUGAUAGCAGUUUUAUUAUAAAGAUACUUAAAAUACAGCAAAUACGAGAUAAAAUUUAUCACAUAUACCAAAUAGAUGGGGAUGGAAUACAACCCUAUUUAAUUAAAUAUUUAGAAAAUGAUCGAAAUGAGAAUGUAUCAUUAAUUAACCUAUUGAAAGAUUCAAAAUUGACAGAUGAAACGCUCUCUAUCUUAUACCGGUUUUACCAAAUUAGAAGAAAUAGUAAUCAAUUUUUGGCCGAUAUGCUUAAGUAUAGAUCAGUGGAAUUCGAAAAUAAUAACUGGAAUGAACUGUUGAAUAAAAUUGAUUUGUUCGAUACGUUUGAAACAAAAAUAUCAAGCAUGUACCAUGAAAAAUAUAACAAACAGUUCGAAAAAGACACUUCCUUGGAAGUUUAUAAGAAUAAAUUUAAUUUCAAACAUUCUCAAAUGAUAUCUGUAAUGAAUAAGAAUGAUACGGAAGAUCACCCAAACAUUGCAUCAAAAAUUAUCGAUCAGUACAGACAAGCAUUAAGAAAUAAUUUUAAAGCAUCAAUAGAGAAUGCACAGCUUUUUUAUGAGAGUCUAUUAGUAGUCCUCGACAGUUAUUAUGACACUACUUUAGAGAGUGGAUCAAAAUGUGGCUUCAGAAUAGAUUUUAUGAGUACAACGUAUGCUUUAUCGAUGUUAGUAUUAAAUUAUACCCCAGAUUUGGAAUUAUUUAUAAAAUGUUAUUACGCACCAAAAUUAUUAAAGAGAAUGAUCACUUAUCAAAAUAUUUGGAUUAGUGAAUAUAGUACACUCAAUAGUUUUGAUAGCAUACUAAUCGAUAUGUUACCAAAUAAGAUUGGCCGACCUCUUAUAAAUAUGAUAACUCAAUUUGUACAAACAUUUAAAAAGCCAGAGCCUUUGGAAGAUACUAAUUGUGAAUUUUAUGGAACAUAUCUUAAAGGAGCCGAAUAUUCGUUUUCUUUGCCAACCACAAAGCCAUUGUUUCCUGACUGCCAUCUCAAGAGUAAGUGGGAAAAAAUCUUAUCUGGACCAGAAGGUAUGAGUUCUGGUAAGUCAUUAGACCAAAGCAUACAUAUUAUAGAAAUGAGUAGCCCAUUUUUAGAUACUAUUGGAAACCCAGUAACUUUGCUGUUACCGAUAAAUUUGGCUUCAAUUCUUUUUUGCUUUAAUAAAGUGGACGUUCGUGAUAUUAGUGAUAUCAAGAGAUUGCUGAACGUUGAGAGAUCUGAGGAAAACCAGAUUGUUUUUGGUUUAAAGGCUUUAUUAAAACAGAAACUAUUACUCAAAAAAAAUUCCACUUUUAAGUUAAAUAUAGUUGAUAUUCCCGUCGAAUCUUUAGAUAAAGACGGAAUUUUGCGAAUUCUAUAA